AUGAAAAUAUGGGAGAGGAUAAAUGAACGUAGGUUAAGGAAGGAAACCGUCAUAGGUGAUGAGCAGUUUGGGUUUAUGCCGGGGAAAGGAACCACGGAUGCAGUGUUUGCGCUAAGGCAAUUGAUGGAAAGGCAUAGGGAAAUGGGGCAAGGCCUGCACAUGGUUUUUAUAGAUCUAGAGAAAGCCUGUGAUAGAGUGCCAAGGCAGGAGCUCUUGAGAUGCAUGAGAAGGAAGGGGGUGACAGAAAAAUAUGUUCGGAUCAUCCAGGACAUGUAUGAAGGAGCAAGAACUCAGGGGUUUGCAGACAACAUUUUUAUCGCCAGUACCAGCAAAAAGGAGAUCGAGCGUAAAUUAGAUCAAUGGAUAAAGGCUUUAGAGGACAGAGUCUUAAAAAUCAGCAAGAAGGCAGAAUAUCUCAAUUUCUGUGAGGAAGAAGGAGAAAGAAUGAAAGUACUGAAGAGAGUUAAGGUUAAGUACCAUGGAUCAGUGGGUACAGAGAUUUGGCCAACGAAAAAGCCACAAGAAAGAAAGUUUGAGGUCGUGGGGAUGAAGAUGCUGAGGUGGAUGUGUGGAGUAACAAGACUAAAUAAGAUUAGGAACGAAAGGAUUAGAUGGACAGUGAAGGUUGAAAAGUUUUCAAAGAAAUGUCAGGAAAUUCCUCUUGGUUUUCUUGGUACAAAGCAGAAAGAUCCUUGGAGCAAUGAACCCAUUCCUGCUUCUGGAAGGUGUGAUCACCCUGGGAACCCAUUAAACCGACGAUUGACGUCAUAUCCCCGGGACACCCACUUCUCAGAGCUCCGUCUCGGGAUGUUCGACCACAGGGCUUACCUCGUCGCGCAUCCAUCGCAGACGUCAUGCUACAAUUAUGUUGGUAAUUAUGCUGCCUCAAAUGUUUAUAGCAGUGUAACAUGA
This is a messenger RNA of Penaeus vannamei (Pacific white shrimp), 912 nucleotides long. RefSeq lists its product as uncharacterized. The record is from RefSeq and is a predicted model, not a curated record. Lineage: Eukaryota; Metazoa; Arthropoda; Malacostraca; Decapoda; Penaeidae.